AGAGACUGAAGCAGCUCAGAGAGCUCGUACCUUGGCUCCGACUCCCAGCAGCUGACUCCGAAUAUCUGGGGAUUAGAAGCACUCACCAGGAUUGUAUCCAGAAUGGAACUGGCUCGCACUAUCCUGCUUCAUUUGACUUAUCUGACCUUCUUGGGCUCGGUCGCAGGAAGAAUGGAAAUAAGUCCAAAUAACAUAAAAAAGAGGAGUUUAAUUGGGAUACAUCGAACCAGAAGAGAUUUAACGACAGACACGGAAACUUCUGCCCAGUUAACUGACGCAAACUUGGGUUCCCUCUUCAUCAGAUCAGAAGAUGUGAAGGAGCCAUCGAUUCCUUCCGCCAGUGGUGGUGCCCAUAUCCGUGUGAAGAGGUACAGGCACAGCUUGAACCAUUUCCACAACCUCCAGUCCAUGAGAGUUGGAUGUAGAUUUGGGACCUGCACCGUGCAGAACCUGGCCCACCAAAUCUACCAGUACACAGACCGAGACAAGGACAGCACCGCUCCAGCCAAGAAGAUCAGCUCACUGGGCUAUGGCCGAAGGAGGAGAUCCCUCCCCGAUAGAAAGCUUCUCCUAACGCUUGUGGAUGGUAAAAUCAGACCAUCGUGGGUCAACGCCAAUGAGAGGUCGAGUGAUCCUUCAAGCGACCUCCCGGAACAUGUUCCAGCCCUUGGUCAAACAUCGAGACCCAACCAUGAGCAGGGGACAUGGAAAAAGAGCAAAUUGUGGGAAACCUUGCUUAAGACUUAACUUUGAAACUUAGCCUCACCACGAUGUAAGCUUAAAAAAGCGGGCUUCUGCCCUAGAAGGUUUCAUGUAAAUCCUGAGGCGCAGCCCCAGACAGAGCUGGGGAGCGAAGGAUGAACCAAAGAUGCCUUAAAGUAUUGAAGAAUAGCGUUUGUGUGGUCUGGUUAUGGGUUUUCAGAUUCCUGGACACAUCGCAAAUGGCCAAGAUCUGGAAGAAGCCCAACGGACUUCUCUGGGUCAAUGCGGGAUAUACUUUUUUGCACUUGUAAGGAUGCUUGUUGAGCUCAGCACUGAAAACCCACGGAUACUAAAAUGUGAGGCUUGGGGACUUUUGGACCAGCUUGGGAUCCGAGAACUUUAUCAUGGCUGUUCCUCCUGGGCUCUCGGUGCUGGAGGACGCACGUCCUGCGAUCCGUAGGUCAGGCGGCUCGUCACUGGAUUUGCCGCAAGAAGUCUUAGUAAUGCUGAAUGGACAGACCUCAUUAUGGGACAAAUUGGUCCUGAUUUCUAGAAGCUCUGUUUACUGGAGAAGCCAACACCAUGUUGUUAAAGGUUAUCUCUGGCAGCGCAGAGUUAAUUCUCGAAACCCUUACCCCCCUUCCUUUGUCCUGUCGUUGCCAAUGAACUUGUUACAAAAAAGACUCUAUAAUCCAGAUUACCCGUAAAGGGCAGUCUAGGUGGACUGUGGUUGGUUCCUUGGGAACCGUAUGAAAUACUUGAACUUCAAACCCUAAGUGCAAUUUAUUUUUUACCCUGUGUAUGUUAAAGCCAGAAACCUAUAUUUAAAUGCUACUGUUUAUGUUUGUGCGUCUUCAAAGCAAAAGUUAUUUUUUUACAUGAUAUAUUAUAUAAGGGCAUUUUAUCGCAUAUUUUAUUGAAAUGUGAUAUCUGUAAAUGAUUUUUUUUUAUUUUACAUUCCGUUCUUGUGAGAGAAUUAUGUAUCAUUUUAUAAUAUUAUUCGGAUGGGUAACAUUGUGAUAUAAUAAAAAAAAACACAAUUCUUAUUCACACAAA
Molecule: messenger RNA, 1758 nt
Organism: Spea bombifrons (plains spadefoot toad)
Lineage: Eukaryota; Metazoa; Chordata; Amphibia; Anura; Pelobatidae
Gene: ADM
Product: adrenomedullin
Exons: 4
Coding region: 103-747 (214 amino acids)
Biological process (GO): regulation of systemic arterial blood pressure; positive regulation of heart rate; adrenomedullin receptor signaling pathway
Cellular component (GO): extracellular region
Molecular function (GO): hormone activity; adrenomedullin receptor binding
Source: RefSeq, a predicted model, not a curated record